AAUCUACACAUCAAACACCAAAACCUAAAAUACUUCACAGCUGCAACAAAACCAUCUGCACUCACUUUUCUUGUUGACGCACAAAUCUCUCAAAUUUCAUCAUCAAAUCGAUCACAAUCUCUUGAUCUUCACCCUACAGAUUCCGUUAACGAACAGAAUGGCAGCACAAACCGAAUCAACCACUCCUAGUGUACAAGUGGUUGGCAAUGCGUUUGUCGAACAAUAUUACCAUAUACUCCAUCACUCCCCAGAUAUGGUUCACAAGUUUUAUCAAGACAUGAGUUUCAUAAGCCGACCCGAUGAAGAUGGUUCAAUGAUAACCGUGACUACCAUGAAAGGUAUCAAUGACAAAAUAUGUUCAUUGGAUUACACCGCCUACAAAGCUGAGAUAAAGACGGCUGACGCUCAAGAGUCGUACAAAGACGGGGUUAUCGUUUUGGUAACUGGUUUUUUAACCCGGAAAGAGGAUAACCAACGAAAGAAGUUUAUACAAAGUUUUUUUCUUGCGCCGCAAGACAAGGGUUACUUUGUGCUUAAUGAUGUUUUCCGAUACGUGGAUGAAAGUAAGCCAAUGGAGGACAGCCAUGUGAUUGCCGAAGAGAUAAACGAUAACCAAACACCAUCGUUAAUCUCAGUUGAUUGUCCAUUACCAGACCCUGCUGGUGUUCAUAAAGAAGAAGCUCCACCUAUUGAGGAAGAAUCCGUAGACGUUUUGGAAACCGAGGGGCCGCCGGCAAAUGAAAGUGAUUCAGUGCAACCUGAGCCCCGUUCAAUUGAGAGCGUAAUACCAAUAGUUGAAGAAUCGGUUUCUUCUAAUCCUGUGGAGGAUGCUCCGAAAUUGUCGUACGCGUCAAUUUUAAAUUCUCAAAUUAGAAAAGGGGGUCCAGGGCCGAAUAAAGUUUAUGUUCCUGCUAAAACGGUAAAGGCGACACCGGCUAAAACUGAAAACAAAACAGUUGUUACGGGUGCACAAGGUCCACCGCCAGAAGCACCUGCACCUAUCGCCUCGAGUAGCGUUAGUUCUCCUAAUGGCAUCAAUCCUCAUGAUGAAGGUGAUGGUUAUUCUGUUUAUAUCCGGAAUCUGCCUCAUAAUGCGACAGUACCACAGCUUGAGACGGAGUUUAAGAAAUUUGGACCUAUUAAGCAAGGAGGUAUCCAAGUCAGAAGCCAUAAGCAGUUCGGAUUCUGUUUUGGCUUCGUUGAAUUUCAAGAUGCCACUUCAAUGCAGAAUGCAAUUCAGAGUUCUCCCGUGCUUAUUGGUGGUAAAGAAGUCGUUGUGGAGAUAAAGAGAACUACAACUAGAGUUGGGAUUGGACGCGGCCGUUUCUCUUCAGGGCGCGGUGGUUUCAGAAGUGACAGUUUCAGGGCACGCGGUGGCAGCUCCAACAGCGGUGGUGGGCGAGGCUACGGUAGAACUGACUACGGUGGUGGGCGUGGUGAUUUUUCAGGUCGAGGAAGAGGUCCAGGUGGACAUGGCGGCGAUUCUUAUCACCAAGGAAGAGGAAGAGGCGGCGGCGGCAGAAGAGGCGGCUCCACCCAUUACACAACCGCAACCUCCUCCGCCUGAUUUUUUCUCUUUUCUGACAAUUUGUUUCACUGCCAAAUAUCAGACACGGUAGAAGGUUAGUAACUUUUAGUGACACUAGUUUCAUGAUCAAAACAAUUUGUUCAUCUUCUGUUAGUUUCAGUUAUUCUUUCUAACUUAACUUGUUAUUGGGCCUUAAAUCUGUUAUUGGAGUAUUGGACUCGUGUCUUUAUCUUCAUCA
Messenger RNA from Helianthus annuus (common sunflower), 1766 nucleotides. Its product is annotated as nuclear transport factor 2. The transcript is spliced from 8 exons. Bases 158 to 1567 code for a protein of 469 amino acids. NCBI's taxonomy places the organism in Eukaryota, Viridiplantae, Streptophyta, Magnoliopsida, Asterales, Asteraceae. Gene Ontology annotation, cellular component: cytosol; ribonucleoprotein complex. Gene Ontology annotation, molecular function: mRNA binding. The record is from RefSeq and is a predicted model, not a curated record.